AUGCAGCUGCGGCGGCUUCCGCGCGUGACCCUUACGUCCCAGCAGCUCCGUGAGUGGUACGCUCAGCGUGGGGCGUCUCGGAGUACUGCUCGCUGCCCGUACGUCAUUCGCACAGGUGCUCGGACAGGUCAGACUUGCGGGACACAUGGCCAUACACAGUCCCGCUGCUUUGUCUAUCUGAGCGACUCCUGGCGCACAGAGUUUGGCGACGAGGCUGAGCUCCCCCGCUGGCUAGAGCUGCUUCGGGCCAGAGUGGAUAUAUUUGCUCUAGACUAUGACCCUAUCCUUACGGCCAUGUAUGCUUUGACUGUUGGUACUGAGGGUGACUGUUACCUGUGUGUGCCGCCCGACCCAGGUAUAGAGGCUGUUGCUCUAGGUGCUAGUGAGUCUGCUCUCUCUGGUACUGCGCCUGCUGAGGCCUUGCACACCUUCAAGCUUGAUUCAGUUCUUGCACGUUCCUCCACUGUUCUCCCGUGUCGGGCGGUUCUCUCUGGCUCAUUGUCAGGUCUCCACCUCCCCUCGUUCUCGACGAACUUGGUGAGUAACGCGGUCCUUCAGGAUGCAGGGGUUGAUACCUUUACCCCUGGAGGCCAGCGUGUGGCGAUCUGCACGUGCUCUCGGACUGGCCGCCACCUGGCCACGUUCACCCGUCGGCCUGGGUCGAGUCUGUACACACUGACUACUGCGCCUCCUCCAGUUGCUGCGUCUGCUCAGGUGUCUGCGUCACGUCAGGUAGCUGCCUCUUGCUCGUGUCGCCUCCUGUCGCACCAGACUCUCCUCUGGCACCACCGUCUUGGUCACCCCUCCCUGCCACGCCUCCGUGGCAUGCACUCCCGCCUUCUUACCUCUGGUAUUCCCCGGUCUCUCCUCCCUCCCCUCCCACCCUCGCCUGCCCCGCCCUGCAUUCCUUGCGUUGAGGGGCGGCAGCGCGCCGCUCCUCACUCCUCCUCGUUUCCCCCGAAGACUACUCCCCUGCAGACUCUCCACAUGGACGUGUGGGGCCCAGCCCGCAUCCAGGGACAGGGCCGCGAGCGAUACUUUCUGCUGGUUGUUGACGACGUCUCGUGUUACACCACGGUCUUCCCCUUGCGCAGCAAGGGGGAGGUCCCUGAUGUUUUGAUCCCUUGGAUCCGCGCUGUCCGUCUCCAGCUCCGCGAGCGGUUCCGCACGGACCUUCCCGUCCUACGUCUGCACUCUGACAGAGGUGGUGAGUUUUCCUCCGACCUCUUGCGGGACUUUUGUCAUGGGGAGGGCAUCCUUCAGCCGUUCAUGCUUUCGGCCUCCCUAAAGCAGAAUAAGAUUGGAGAGCGCCGCAUUGGCUUAGUCAUGGAUGUCGCUCGUACCUCCAUGAUCCAUGCGGCUGCUCCCCAUUUUCUGUGGCCGUUUGCGGUCCGGUACGCUGCGAAUCAGCUCAACCUCUGGCCCCGUGUCUCCUUGCCAGAGACUUCGCCUACCCUGCUUUGGACGGGGGAGGUUGGCGAUGCGUCGGUGUUCCGGGUCUGGGGUUCUCGUGCCUUUGUCCACAAUACCUCCUUGGACAAGCUCUCCUCCCGCACCAUUCCCUGUGUCUUCCUUGGCUUCCCUCCUGACGCGCAUGGCUGGCAGUUUUACCACCCCACCUCGCGCCGUGUCUUCCCCUCUCAAGACGUCACGUUUGACGAGUCGGUUCCCUUUUACGGACUCUUCCCCUACCGCACUGCCCAGCUCCCCCCCCUCGCCGCUCUUCCUUGCUCCAGGUCCCCCUCCGGUAGACCCCCUCCCCCCUCAGGGUCCUGCUCCUUCAGCCUGUGGGUGUGGAGCCUGGGGGUGUUGAGGCUGAGCGUGCGGAGCCUGGGGUUGCUAUGCCUGAGCGUGCGGAGCCUGGGGGUGCUGAGCCUAGGGGUGCUGAGCCUGGGGGUGCUGAGCCGGGUGGUGCUGCUUCUACUGGUGGUCUUCCGGGAGCCUCGCCGCAGCGGUCUCCCCAGCGUGAGCCCCUCUCACCACAGCAGCUACGCGAGUGGCUUGCCCGGCGCACUCGCCUUCGGAGUCGCACUGAAGUUGGAGGUGCUGGAGCUGGAGGCACUGGAGCUGGAGGCGCUGGAGCUAGAGGCGCUGGAGCUGGAGGCACUGACGCUGGAGCUAUUGGAGUUGGAGACGCUGGAGUUGGAGGUCCUGACGCUGGAGGCACUUGAGCUCGAGGCCCUGCCACUGGAGCUACUAGAGCUGGAGGUGCUGGCGCUGGAGGCGCUGGAGCUGGAGGCCCUGUGCAGCAGCGUAAGCCCCUCUCACCACAGCAGCUGCACGAGUGGCUUGCCCGACGCACCCGCCUUUGGAGUCGCGCAGGAGCUGGAGGCACUGGAGCUGGAGGUGCUGGAGCUGGAGGCCCUGGAGCUGGAGGUACUGGAGCUGGAGGUGCUGGAGCUGGAGGUGCUGGAGCUGGAGGUGCUGGAGCUGGAGGUACUGGAGCUGGAGGUGCUGGAGCUGGAGGUGCUGGAGCUGGAGGUGCUGGAGCUGGAGGCCCUGGAGCUGGAGGUACUGUAG
This is a messenger RNA of Closterium sp. Yama58-4, 2520 nucleotides long. NCBI's taxonomy places the organism in Eukaryota, Viridiplantae, Streptophyta, Zygnematophyceae, Desmidiales, Closteriaceae. The record is from the annotation of a GenBank genome assembly.